This is a messenger RNA of Nycticebus coucang (slow loris), 1949 nucleotides long. It is a transcript of the gene PPP2CB, whose product is annotated as protein phosphatase 2 catalytic subunit beta. Lineage: Eukaryota; Metazoa; Chordata; Mammalia; Primates; Lorisidae. Gene Ontology annotation, biological process: peptidyl-serine dephosphorylation; mitotic cell cycle. Gene Ontology annotation, cellular component: cytosol. Gene Ontology annotation, molecular function: protein serine/threonine phosphatase activity. The record is from RefSeq and is a predicted model, not a curated record. The coding region runs from base 389 to 1318 and encodes 309 amino acids. The transcript has 7 exons.
AUGCCCGGCCGAUGACGGAAGCCCGGAGAGAGGGGAGAGAAAGAACCAGAGAGAAGGAGAGCGAGAGCCGACAGAGGCCGGCGGCGGGAGGCGGCGGGUAGUGGGCGUCUGGUGGGAGCUGCGCUGAGAGCCGGCGCCUCGCUCGCUCCCUCCUCCCCGCGCCCUUCACCGGCUCGCGGGACGCGCGGCUGGGCGGGGGUCUCCUCAAGGCCGCGCGCUCGGAGCCGCCCGCUGGGCUUGGGCGGGGCGCGGGACUAGCGACCGCGUUCCCCGGCUCCCUCCCCUCCCUUGGGAGCGGGCGGCGGCGGGAGAGGGGAGCAGCGUCCGGGGCCGGGGCGGGUGGGGGCGGGGAGGGGGGCGGGAGGCGGCGGGAAGGGAUCGGGCCGCCAUGGACGAUAAGGCGUUCACCAAGGAGCUGGACCAGUGGGUCGAGCAGCUGAACGAGUGUAAACAGCUUAACGAAAACCAAGUGCGGACGCUGUGCGAAAAGGCUAAAGAAAUUCUAACAAAAGAAUCAAAUGUGCAAGAGGUUCGUUGUCCUGUUACUGUUUGUGGAGAUGUGCACGGUCAAUUUCAUGAUCUUAUGGAACUCUUUAGAAUUGGUGGGAAAUCACCAGAUACAAACUAUUUAUUCAUGGGUGACUACGUGGACAGAGGUUAUUAUUCAGUGGAGACUGUCACUCUUCUUGUAGCAUUAAAGGUGCGUUAUCCAGAACGCAUUACAAUAUUGAGAGGAAAUCAUGAAAGCCGACAAAUUACCCAAGUAUAUGGCUUUUAUGAUGAAUGUCUACGAAAAUAUGGGAAUGCCAAUGUUUGGAAAUAUUUUACUGAUCUAUUUGAUUAUCUUCCACUUACAGCUUUAGUAGAUGGACAGAUAUUCUGCCUCCAUGGUGGCCUCUCUCCAUCCAUAGACACACUGGAUCAUAUAAGAGCCCUGGAUCGCUUACAGGAAGUACCACAUGAGGGCCCAAUGUGUGAUCUGUUAUGGUCAGAUCCGGAUGAUCGUGGUGGGUGGGGUAUUUCACCACGUGGUGCUGGCUACACAUUUGGACAAGACAUUUCUGAAACGUUUAACCAUGCCAAUGGCCUCACUCUGGUUUCUCGUGCUCACCAGCUUGUAAUGGAGGGAUACAAUUGGUGUCAUGAUCGGAAUGUGGUUACAAUUUUCAGUGCACCCAAUUACUGCUAUCGUUGUGGGAAUCAAGCUGCUAUCAUGGAAUUAGACGAUACUUUAAAAUAUUCCUUCCUUCAGUUUGACCCAGCACCUCGUCGCGGAGAGCCUCACGUUACACGGCGCACCCCAGACUAUUUCCUGUAAAUUCCUCCUGAGGAAAGCUGCCUUUGUCUGUGGAAGUAUACCUGGCUUUUUAAAAUAUAUAUAUAUUUAAAACAAAAAAAAGCAACAGUAAUCUAUGUGUUUCUAUAACAAACUGGGAUCUGUCUUGGCAUUAAACCACAUCAUGGACCAAAAUGUGCCACACUAAUGAUGAGCAUUUAGCGCAGUCUGAGGCUGAAAUUGACACACUAUGUUCUAGAUGGGUCAGUCUAACAGUUUGCCUGCUGUAUUUGUAGUAACCAUUUUCCUCUGAACUGUUCAAGCAAAAAAGGUAACUAACUGCUUCGUCUCCUUUUCCACUUACAUGGAAAUUUUAGUUAUAGUGUUUAGCUAGCAUGGAUUAAUAGAGUUGGAAUUUUAUUUUUAAGAAAAAUUCACAAGCUAACUUCCACUAAUCUCUUACCCUUUAUUUUAUUGAAAUGUAUAUUAACUUAACUGAAGAAAAGAUUCUUUUUGGGAGUAUGUUGUCAUAACAUUCAAAGAGAUUUCCCUUCAUUUAAACUAGGUUACUGUUUUAUGUUGAUCUGCAUAUUUCUGUAUAUUUGUCAUGACAGUGCUUGCAUCCUAUUUGGUGUACUGAGCAAAUAAACUUUACAUUUUAAACAAAAAAUUU